GCUCCAGGAAGGGGCAGUGUUCUUGUGGAAGCAAACAGCAAGACUGGUUUGGGGAUUACAAAGCGUGGGAGCAGAAGGGCUCGCACAAGGACUAGCGGUUUCAGGGCUCGUCUGCGCACCCCCAACGGGCGCCUGGUCCUGAAGGCUCGCAGGAAGAAGGGGCGCAAGGUGCUCUGCCCAGCAAGCAAUUACAGAAAGUGA
Messenger RNA from Coccomyxa subellipsoidea C-169, 201 nucleotides. RefSeq lists its product as hypothetical. Gene Ontology annotation, biological process: translation. The record is from RefSeq and is a predicted model, not a curated record. The annotation marks the transcript as partial. Gene Ontology annotation, molecular function: structural constituent of ribosome. The transcript has 2 exons. NCBI's taxonomy places the organism in Eukaryota, Viridiplantae, Chlorophyta, Trebouxiophyceae, Coccomyxaceae. Gene Ontology annotation, cellular component: ribosome.